GAAGGGAGGACAGAGGCCCGGGAGAACCAGAGACCAACGCCCGUGUCCCGCCUCUGGGUCCUGCGCCUUUAAGAACUCCUCCUCUGAGCAGUGCCCACCGAGGGGAGGGCGGUGCUGCCCCCUCCGAGGCGCCUUCAGUCUUCCCCCGAGCAUGGGCUGGGCUGCGGAGCCUUAAGCGGCGGCCGGGGGUCCCGUGCGCCUGGAGAGCGCACUCCCGCCGCGAUUCCCGCGGAGAGCUGCUUUGGCGGACUCCAGGCGUCCAGAGGGCGGCAAGCCAGGUUCGUUCCUCUCCCAGCCUGCCCUCUCUGCCAUGGCUCCCCCGUGGCCCCCCAACGGGACGUGGCCGGGGGCGGCGGAGCAAGCGGGGUUGGGGGGCAACGGCACCAACUGCUCUGGGACGGAAACCAGCCUCGGCCGGCAGGGGGCCCUCGGAGCUGCCCUCAGCCUGGCCGUGCUGGUGACGGUGGCCGGCAACCUGCUGGUGGUGGUGGCCAUUGCUAAGACCCCCCGCCUGCAGACCAUGACGAACAUCUUCAUCACUUCUCUAGCCUGCGCUGACCUCAUCAUGGGGCUUUUGGUAGUGCCUCCAGGGGCCACCCUGGUUCUGAGCGGCCACUGGUUGUAUGGCACGACCGUCUGUGAGCUGUGGACCUCGCUGGAUGUGCUGUGUGUGACGGCCAGCAUCGAGACCCUGUGUGCCAUUGCUGUGGACAGAUACUUGGCUAUCACAGCCCCGCUGAAGUAUGAGAUGCUGAUGACCAAGAGCCGAGCACGGGGAGUGGUCUGCCUGGUAUGGGCUGUGGCUGCCUUCAUCUCCUUCUUGCCCAUCAUGAACCACUGGUGGCGGGAUGGGGCGGAUGUGGAAGCCCUGCGCUGUUACAAGGAUCCUCUGUGCUGUGACUUUGUCACCAACAUGCCCUAUGCCAUCUUGUCUUCUAUCAUCUCUUUCUAUGUGCCUCUGUUGGUCAUGAUUUUUGUCUACGCCCGGGUCUUUGCCAUCGCUACCAGGCAACUUCAUGUCAUUGAAAAGGACAAGGGGAGGUUCCUUCAGGAUGCAUCCAAAGGCUUCCGGCGUAGGAGGCCCUCCCGUCUCCUGCUUGCCAUCAAAGAGCACAAAGCCCUGAAGACUUUGGGCAUCAUCAUUGGUGUCUUCACUCUCUGUUGGUUGCCCUUCUUUGUGGCCAACAUCAUCAAGGUCUUUGCAAGAUCCUUCGUCCCUGACCCGCUUUUUCGCUUCUUCAACUGGCUGGGCUAUGUCAACUCAGCUUUCAACCCCAUCAUCUACUGCCGCAGUCCUGACUUCAGGUGUGCCUUCAAAAAACUCUUGUGUUGCCCAAGGAGACCUGAUUCCCAGCUUCAUGCUUUCUCCAAGGACCUGCAGAGAUGCCUCUGUGCCUUCAGCUCCGGGGAGAGCAAAUCCAUUGCUACAGUUUCCAGAGAGGAGGAAGAGGAGGAGGAAGAAGAGGAGGACUUGGCUACUGGUAGCACUAGCAGUGGCUCCAGUAACAGGACCGAGGAAACAAAGCAUUUGUAUCUGCCCAGCAAUGGGCACAGUUGUACACAGCGUCUCCUGGGGGAAGCCCAGCUCCAAGGCACCCAGAUCACUUUGUGUCCACAGCUGGAAGAGUAGGUGUUGGGAAUGGUAGUGGGGAUAGAAAGAGACCUGACUAGAGAGUGAAUGGCAUCUGGAGGGGGGGGCAAGAAGAGUCCAAAAUUGUUUUCUGGAAGGGUCUACAUUUCUUCUCCUCUAAUGUGCUACAAAGAAACUGGAAGGGUUAUGAAAAUAUUUCCUAUCAGAAUCCUUUACUUGUUUGCUUUGGAAGCAAAGUCAUAACUAUUUUCACUGAGUCUUGCUCUCUAAUAAGUGUGUUCAGAAGAGGAUUUGCAACUACCGUAGUAAUGACCAAUGACUCCUGUGGUAGCUAUUUCAGUUACUGGACUGUUAACAGAGCUGGUUAUAACUCAGGUGCAAAACAUACCUUGUAUGCUUGAGUCAGAAUCAAGUGACAGGGAGUAGGACAUCCUGAGGUUAUCAGAACUGGGCUGCAGAAUUCCAGAUGCCUACUAGAAGCUCAAAAGAGAUGCAGAAACCCCAACUCUUUGCUGCUAUGCAGUCAGGUUUUUCUUUUAUUUUUAUAGCAGAGUUAUGACAACAUUAGGAAAUCUUUCCUUUUUACCAUUAGCAGCCAGUCAGUGCUGAUGAUGCUGGCUUAGGUAGAUAAUCUAACCCACUAUAUAGUUGCUUUCGUUACUGUGUCUCUGUUGCCGCUGCAAACUCUUAUUUGAUUUCCUUUUCAGAAAUGGACUGAUAGCUUUCAGACACUGAACAGGAGCUCAUUUUUCAGUUUCUCCUUUUCCAGGUGACAUAUUGACGAGUUAAGAAGCUCAUCUCCAGAAAUGGCCAUCCCUCUUUGUGGCUUCUGCAGGAAAAAUAUCCCAACAAUUCCAAAUCCAAAUAUCCUAGCCAUAAAACAUAGGGGCAUCACAUUGCUCUAGUCUAGCUUGAAGGUUGCUCCUGUCAGGCAGUAUUUCUGAUGUGUGGGGAAUGUUAAAUGAAGACACACUAGUCUUUUCUCAUGUGUUGCAUUGACAUUUGUUUUUGAUUUAAAUGCUGGAGUUUGGCUUAACCUGCUAAGCACUAUAUCCAAGAGAAAGAUCAAUUUGGCUCCACUUGGGUGGUGAUCAUUUUGGUGGACCAUGAGAGCAGAAGGGCAAGGGAGAAUUGGGGGAACAACUGGAGUGGGUUGAGGGAGGCAGAUGGCAGCAGACACGAAGGUUAGCAUAAGGGAGAGUUGUGCCAGGCGCAAAGAAUCAGAAGUUGCAAUUCAGAAGAUUUAUUGCUCAAGCCUAUACGUAAGAAUCUAGUCACUAAACUAAAGCUCAGUACUAAAUUGGCAUCAGAUAAAGGUCAAUGGAAUUCAAGAGGGCUUGGACUAGGAGUAUUUGUGAGAAUUUAAUGACUCUAAGCUGAUGAAGCACUUAACUCCGACCCCCAGCUCUGCCUUCUCUUCUCCUACAAGUUGGGGGAAGGCUAGAAUGGGUUGGGGGAGGCAGGUGGCAGCAGACGUGAAGAUUGUCAUACCUCAGCCUUCUCCAGCUGUUACCCUCCAGAUGUAUGUAAAGUUCUUGUUGUUACUAUUGGGCUGCAUUGCCAGUGACCCUGUCCUUUAAAAACAACCCAUUCAUUUAACAGACUGAAUCUUGAAAGGAAAACCUUAUCAGAAGAGGAAGGGAGGAAUAUAUUUUAUUUGUCUUUAUUUCAUUACUAGCAGCUGUAAACCUCCUACCAAGUGACAAAUAUCAAGCUAGACGAUAGGGUCAAGUCUUAGUAGACAAUUCAUACUCUGGACUCCCAACAUCCCUUUUUCUUUCCAAGGGCAAAACCUCCAAUAACCUGGGAUAUAGAUGGCAGUGUGCCAUCAACGUUUACCUUUCUCCCCCUUUACCUUUACCCCCUUCUAGGAAACACUCCCCCCACCCCGCUAAUUUGGGUGAACAGGCUUCUCCAGAGACAGGGUCAUACAGCUUGUGAAAUUCUCAGCAACCUAGCAGCUUUGGAGGUAGCAGGUUGGGGAAGACUGAUUCAUAACAGAGUGUCCGAGAGGGAUGUUUGGAACCUAUAUUUUUCUGGAAGGAAGAAUAGCUUGCCACAUCUUUGCCUUAGAUGCAGAUAACUAGUUGUGCUGUUCCUCCACCCCACUGUGGGGAGAUGGAGAAGUGACCUACUACAGCUGUCAGUCUUGGCUGCUUUUCCAUCUUCCUUCACUGCCAAACCAGAUUGGGAAGAAGAAAAUCCAAGUUUCCCUUGCAGCUUCUGUUCACAGCAAGCUACUAUGAUGUUUCUCAAAGGCAGCUGCUGCUUAGCUCAGCCUAGUAGCCAACAGACUCCUUGCAUUUUGCUCCUUUUUCUGGAUGGGCAAAUGUUGGUCAUUGAUUGGAAAAUAAAAUGUGUGUCUGUCUGCUUUUAUUUUAUGUGCAGCAGAAGGUGGUGGCUGAAGUUGCCUUAAACUGUUGCACCCUGGGUGUUCUCAUAUUCAGUCUGCUAGCCAGCCAUAUGCCCUCUUUCAGGAUACUCUAAUCCUUUCUAGUUUCCCUUUGAUUGUUCUGAUCUGUCAUCCCUAGCAUUCAAUUAGUAUCCCACUGUCAUUGCUUAUCCCUUCACUUGCUUGAUGAAUUUACAGCCAAAGACCCAAUACAACAGUCCAGAAGAAUAAGCUGUUUACAGAAAGAGUAGUGAUGAGACUCUAGCAACCCUCUAUAAAAAUAGAAUAAAAAUAAAGAGAAAGGAUAUAGAAGAUAGGCACUCUUAACAGCAAACCUGGAAUCUACUAACUGCAAUUGCAAUUGAGCAAAACUUUGCCUCAGUCCUGGAAAUUUCGGUGAAGAAGUCAGCAAGUAGUUUCAAAAUAGGCUGCACAGUGAAGUAAAAUAUGAUUUACCUAUUUCAGUUGUGGAGUUGGAAUAAAUGCAAAUAUGUCCUUCAUGAUGGAUGUUUUGUAUAAGCCUUAUUAUGGUAUUAAGCCAGUCUCUCUACAUAAAAUACAUAAAAGAGAUAUUAUACCUCUCCUUGAUCAGUACUGACGCUGCUAUUAAGCAUUCUCAACCCAGACUGCAAUUUUUCAGAAGAUAUUCAUUGACUUUACUAUAACUUUAAAGAUUUCUUUUCCCUUUUUCUGCAAAAUUUGGUGCUCCACCGCUGAAAUUAAUUUAUUUAAGUGCAGAUUUUGGCUACUGUUUUGGCUACUUAAGGAUCUACCUUUGUCUAAAAGAUCUGGAAAGAAUAGGACAACCAAAAUGAAAAGGUCUGCACCAGAGGCAGCCUAAUUCUUAAUUAAAUGGUUCAGAAGUCAAAUAUGUAACAUUUCAGACUAAUUCCUGGAGGCGUUCAGUUAGCUAAAACAAGGAUAAAAUGGAUUUUCAAAUGAGCCUUUAAAAAAAAAUUGUUUGCAUAAUAAGAAUUUUCACUGCCCAUAUUGACUAGAUUUGCACAUUACAUUAAAUUGUGGUUUACUGAACCAUGAUUUGUUGUGGCUGAAUUCAGACAUGCUAAACUAAAGUUAAAAGCUUAUUGUGAUCUUAACAAAGGGUGGCAGAGCCUUUUUGUCUGCAGAAGCUUCUAUGUUUUUCUUCCUUGGCUUCUCCUUCUUAGAGACUAAAAGUAAAAUCCGAAAAAGUAAAAUAGAUUGGGCUAGAUGGAGGAGUGUGAUCUGGUAAAUGUUCGUUCCUAUCUUCUUCAGCUACAGAAUCCCAUCAUCCCCAGCCAGGAACGAACUGCCUGACUUAAUGCAGUACAAAUCUGCUCCAUGUUCUGCAUCUGAAGGCAGCUUUCUGACAACCCUUCAUCCUCUUUCCUCCUCGCUCAGCAAAAUUUGCCCUUUCAAGUGUUUUUCAUAUGGUUUGGGUUCCAGCAAGGAUGUUUAUAAAGGGAAUUUAAGUGUGCACAAAUUGUAUCAGUUUUGCAUUUCCUUCUUAAAUGUACAUCUCUGCUCUAUUCAAGGUCGACGGUGGAUUUUAUUAAAAAUUGUCCAUUUCCCUAGUUCAAGUUUUAUUAAAAGUAUAAUUGUGGUAAGAUUAGUUAUGUGUAGCAUUUCAUUUCAUGCCACAAUGGCCAUCAAGUGACUAUUUCUAGCAAAUG
Molecule: messenger RNA, 5635 nt
Organism: Ahaetulla prasina
Lineage: Eukaryota; Metazoa; Chordata; Lepidosauria; Squamata; Colubridae
Gene: ADRB3
Product: adrenoceptor beta 3
Exons: 1
Coding region: 311-1630 (439 amino acids)
Biological process (GO): norepinephrine-epinephrine-mediated vasodilation involved in regulation of systemic arterial blood pressure; adenylate cyclase-activating adrenergic receptor signaling pathway
Cellular component (GO): membrane
Molecular function (GO): norepinephrine binding; epinephrine binding; beta3-adrenergic receptor activity
Source: RefSeq, a predicted model, not a curated record